Messenger RNA from Marmota monax (woodchuck), 2035 nucleotides. It is a transcript of the gene Cdkl1, whose product is annotated as cyclin dependent kinase like 1. Bases 270 to 1364 code for a protein of 364 amino acids. NCBI's taxonomy places the organism in Eukaryota, Metazoa, Chordata, Mammalia, Rodentia, Sciuridae. Gene Ontology annotation, cellular component: nucleus. The record is from RefSeq and is a predicted model, not a curated record. The transcript is spliced from 10 exons. Gene Ontology annotation, molecular function: ATP binding; cyclin-dependent protein serine/threonine kinase activity. Gene Ontology annotation, biological process: protein phosphorylation.
UCUUGCCGCAGCGAAAUGAGACCCGAAAUUAGAACCGGGGAAGCCCUUAGUUUUCCCGCUCCUCCAGCCAGCUCAUGUGUCUUGGAUCGGAUGAACUAUAACAUUAAAAAGAUAGAUUAUCUUACAGCUCGGCUCGUUUUAGGAUGGUCCUCAGCAACGACCCCUACCUGACUGGGGCUCGAGUGCAGUCCAUUCGUGCCCAUAUUUCAUAAACGACGUUGAAAAGCUAUGUGAAAAAAAUCCAUUUUAAGAAGAUUUAUUCCUCUGUAAUGGAGAAGUAUGAAAAAAUUGGGAAAAUUGGAGAAGGAUCCUACGGAGUUGUUUUCAAAUGCAGAAACAGGGACACGGGUCAGAUCGUGGCCAUCAAGAGGUUUCUGGAAUCAGAAGAUGACCCUGUCAUAAAGAAAAUCGCCCUUAGAGAAAUCCGCAUGCUCAAGCAACUCAAGCAUCCCAACCUCGUCAACCUCCUGGAGGUCUUCAGGAGGAAGCGGAGGCUUCACCUGGUGUUUGAGUAUUGUGACCACACAGUUCUCCAUGAGUUGGACAGAUACCAAAGAGGGGUACCAGAACAUCUUGUGAAGAGUAUAACUUGGCAGACACUGCAAGCUGUAAACUUUUGCCAUAAACACAAUUGCAUACAUAGAGAUGUGAAGCCGGAAAAUAUCCUUAUUACAAAACAUUCAGUGAUUAAGCUUUGUGACUUUGGAUUUGCUCGGCUUUUGACUGGACCAAGUGACUGCUACACAGACUAUGUGGCUACCAGGUGGUACCGCUCCCCAGAGCUGUUAGUGGGGGACACACAGUAUGGACCUCCUGUGGAUGUUUGGGCAGUUGGUUGUGUCUUUGCUGAACUGCUAUCAGGAGUGCCUCUGUGGCCAGGGAAAUCAGAUGUGGAUCAACUCUAUCUGAUUAGGAAAACCUUGGGAGAUCUCAUUCCUAGACACCAGCAAGUAUUUAGCACGAAUCAGUACUUCAGUGGGGUGAAAAUUCCAGACCCUGAAGAUGUGGAACCACUUGAGUUAAAAUUUCCAAACAUCUCUUAUCCUGCCCUGGGGCUCCUAAAGGGUUGCCUCCACAUGGACCCUGCUGAGAGAUUGACAUGUGAACAGCUGUUGCAGCACCCAUAUUUUGACAGCAUCAGAGAAGUAGGGGAUUUGACAAAAGAACAAGACAAACCAACAAGGAAGACUUUAAGACAGAACCGAAAGCACCUGCCUGGGGUAAAAAUGGUGCACUGCUUUACAGAAACAACCAAGUUGCAGUACUUACCUCAGCUUACUAGCAAUAACAUCCUUCCAGCUUUGGAGAAUAAGAAGUACUACUGUAAUACCAAGAGAUUUAACUACCAUUUUCCAAACAUUUAAGAAGCUAGGAGAUUGGUGAUAAAGGAAGAAGUGACCAAUAAGUUGAAGAAAAGAAAACUUACACAUUUAGUUAAAAACAAGCACAGUGUUGAAAACACCCCAGGAGAAAAUAUAAACAACUGGGAAGCCACUUGGCAAGAUAUGAAGGGAAAUUCCAGAUUCAGUCUUCCAUGCGUGAUGAUGGUGUCCAGAAUAGAAAAAAAAAAAACAAACUUGGAGUUUCACUUGUAUUUUUGUUUAUCUAAGAAGCUGAGCUUAUGGACAGAAUAUAAACUAUAUCCACUGCCCAUACUUCUAGAAAAAUUAGAUGAUGUCAAAAAGAUUUAUGCUUUAGUUAUACUGUAUGCCACAUAUGAAAAAUGAAUUACAAAAUGUCCAUAUGUAUUUCCUUGGAUCUCUGUUGCCCCGAGUCCUAACUUCUGCCUUGCAGAUAGUUUGACAUCAAUGUAAGCAGAGUUGUAGUUCUUGAAAUCAAAAUGUUUAAAAUUCCAUUUCCUGCUUGCUCUGUCUCUUGAUUUUUGUUUUAAAGUUUUUUUUAAGUUAUUCAAAGUAUUUAAAAUCUUAUGUUUAAUAUAAAGAUUUUGUGAUUGCCUGUACAUUUAAUGAUUAUGUUUAUACAUUUCUUGAAAAUACUUUUGUCUUUACCUUUAGUAAAGGAUGCAUCUUAGUCA